AUGGUCUAUUUGCUACUCUUUUUCCUUGCUUGUCUCAACUUUUACACAGAAACACUCGCAGAUGUCCCCUAUGCCGUCGCAUAUUGCGAUUUUCCUCCGUCUCCUUUCCGUGCCGUAGUUGGUCGUGUGACCUUUACCCAAUAUCAAGACGAAACGACUACAGUCACGGGACAAUGUAACACCGGAUUCAAUGACAGCGAUCCGUCGCAUUAUCGAUGGACGAUAUCCUUGUACUACGACUUGACCCCCUUUGUAGAUUAUUCAGUUAAUUCACCGGGAACAAGUGCAUUUCAAGCUAGAGUGGAUGAUCUGCCGCUCACGGGUGAAGAAAGUGUUGUUGGAACAAGGAUGAGGGUAUUCCAUAACGAUGAGGUUAUUGGAAGAUGCGAUAUAACCCGAAUUGGAUGA
Paraglomus brasilianum is the source of this 408-nucleotide messenger RNA. NCBI's taxonomy places the organism in Eukaryota, Fungi, Glomeromycota, Glomeromycetes, Paraglomerales, Paraglomeraceae. The record is from the annotation of a GenBank genome assembly.